GCGCUCGCCCGCCCCGGCUCCAGCCGCUGCCGCGCGCGGGCGGGAUGUGGCGCCUGGUGCCCCUGAAGCUGGGCCGCCUGUCCCGUGCACUGAAGCUGGCGGCGCUCGGCAGCCUGUUGGUGCUGAUGCUGCUGCACUCGCCGUCGCUGCUCGCCUCCUGGCAGCGCAACGAGCUCGCCGACCGGCGCUUCCUGCAGCUCAAUAAGUGCCCGGCGUGCUUCGGCACGAGCUGGUGCCGCCGCUUCCUCAACGGCCAGGUGGGCUUCGAGGCGUGGGGCCGCCUGCGCCUGCUGGACUUCCUCAACGUGAAGAACGUGUACUUCGCGCAGUACGGCGAGCCCCGCGAGGGCGGCCGCCGGCGCGUGGUGCUCAAGCGCCUGGGAUCGCAGCGCGAGCUGGCGCAGCUCGACCAGAGCAUCUGCAAGCGGGCCACCGGCCGGCCGCGCUGCGACCUGCUCCAGGCCAUGCCCCGCACCGAGUUCGCGCGUCUCAACGGCGACGUGCGGCUGCUCACGCCCGAGGCGGUGGAGGGCUGGUCGGACCUGGUACACUGCCCCUCGCAGCGCCUGCUGGACCGCCUGGUGCGACGCUACGCGGAGACCAAGGACUCGGGCAGUUUCCUCCUGCGUAACCUCAAGGACUCGGAGCGCAUGCAGCUGCUGCUCACCCUGGCCUUCAACCCCGAGCCGUUGGUGCUACAGAGUUUUCCGUCUGAUGAAGGUUGGCCAUUUGCAAAAUAUCUUGGAGCUUGUGGAAGAAUGGUGGCUGUAAAUUAUGUUGGAGAAGAACUGUGGAGUUACUUUAAUGCACCAUGGGAGAAAAGAGUUGACCUUGCUUGGCAGUUAAUGGAAAUAGCAGAACAACUUACAAACAAUGACUUUGAAUUUGCACUCUACCUCCUGGACGUCAGCUUUGACAAUUUUGCCGUUGGUCCUCGAGAUGGGAAGGUAAUCAUUGUGGAUGCGGAAAAUGUUUUAGUUGCUGACAAAAGAUUAAUUAGACAAAAUAAGCCUGAGAAUUGGGACGUCUGGUAUGAAAGCAAGUUCGAUGACUGUGACAAGGAGGCUUGCUUAUCAUUUUCAAAAGAAAUUCUUUGUGCUCGUGUCACUGUGGACCACAAUUACUAUGCUGUUUGUCAAAACCUCUUAUCUAGACACGCCACCUGGCGUGGCACUUCUGGAGGACUCCUUCAUGAUCCACCAAGUGAAAUUGCCAAAGAUGGCCGGCUGGAGGCCUUGCUGGAUGAGUGCGCCAACCCCAAGAAACGCUAUGGCCGAUUCCAGGCCGCAAAAGAACUGCGUGGAUAUCUAGCACAGUUAAGUCACAACGUGAGGUAGUCGAUGGUGAUCUUUUCCUUCUUGUUGCUGAAAUAGCACUGGUAAAACUAAACCACCAAAAAAACUGCCGAGAACAAACAAAAUGUGGAAGUAUUACAUCAGAGGAUGAUGAACUUGUUCUGAUAGAUCUUACAUUAACAUCCAUUAAAAUAGGACAUUGCAUCAAAGUUCCCACGAUGCUUCUGCAAGUCUGUUCUUCACUUUGGAGACUUGAGAUACCAUUGACUGCUUUUCCCCUUUCCCGUACCUGAGUGGAUUAAUGAUAUUGUUAAGCUAUUGGAAAGGAGUCUGAUAGUUAAAUGGCUUGUGUAUCAAAGGGUACUUGGUACUUAGUUUGCAUUUCUAUCAUGAUUUUGUGAAUCUCUCGCAUUUACUUUGAAUGUCAAGUUAGAUUGGCCUGUUUUAUAGGCCACCUUUUCCUUCUGAUGUGUAAAACCAUUUUCCGUUUUUUUAAAGUUUUACACACCCAAGUUAUUAUAGGUGUUCGCUUACAUUUGAAUAUAAGUAGUUUUCAUUCAGUGCUAUGCGGUACACACUUAACUGUUAGGGCAGGACUCCCAGGUUUACUGUUUUUACAGAGAUCUUAGUAUUUCAUUAUGUAAAUAAUUUACCUCUCCCCAACCUCCUGUGCUUCACCAUUGCAUGAUAUCAUUUCAGGUUAUUUAAGAGUUAAAUCCCUCAAUGCCAGUAAUUAUAAGAAUACACUGAACACACUGUUCAGCAUAUGCUACAAAAUGUCACUGCAUCCUUUGCUCAAAGGCUUUAAGAAUACACUAGCAGUCUACACUUUGAUAACUUUGAUUGAAGAAACAAUAAAACUCAAUGUUUUUCCACGCUAACUAGUCCAAGAUAGUAAUGCAUAUGCCAAAGAAAUACUAGACACAUUUCCACCUUUAGAACUGAAAAUAGAAUUGGUCACCUUCUUAUCCCACUUCAGUAUUUUAGCUGUCACUGUUAACUUAAGAUCUACCUGUUCUUUAAUGUUGACAGUUGAGCUACUGCUUUAAACGAAAUAAUAUAACUUAAAGAACUUCUACCCUUUUGUUCAUUGGUAGUUUUCCCAAAAUGAACAUGCUAAUCAUUACUGGAAUUUAAUGAGGCAUCAGAACCUUUUACUGAUAACACUAAUCAUUUUUACUGUAAAGCUUCUCUCCCCACUGUGAUCUUCUUUACCCAACUGCUAAAUAUCAGAACAUCAAAUUUAAAUAUGUGAGUAGGAAAAUUAACAAAUAAUGUGUGAAAUUUUUGUCUAUUUAAAAACUGUUCUUUGUAAAAGUUGACUCUCACUAGCACAGGCAGUAUUUUUUUUCUGUUUGAAGUUAUUGCUUUUGUUUGCAGUAAAGUUUGGGUUAGUGGGUUCUGGACUGACUUAACUGAAAUCAGAAAGUGAUUAAAACAUGCACAACCAAAGCCAAGUUUGUUCUUUUCAUUCAUUCAGCAACUAUUUAUUAAUCAUCAGGUCCAUGCCAGGUGCAUCUGUAGCUGCUAUAUGCCAUCUGAACAUGACAUGGUCACGUAACUUCAUUACAGGUACUUCUUAAGUUGAAAUACCAUUAUUUAGGAUGACACUUUCAUGUCAUUUGGAUAUUAUGAUGGAAAUUCUCUUUGUACCAUCUUAAAUUAGUUUGUUAACCCAAAGUGGAGGAAGACAGCAAUAAGGAAAAUCCAGGUUUAAAGAUGGGAAGGCAAAAAGUGAGGGUCUCUUUUAUUAAACAAAUUGCACCGUGUUCCUUCUUAAACAUCAGUAUUUUGCAUAGCUCUCAAUGAAACAUUGAAGAUUUCGUUAAGCUGACUUUUUACAACUUCAAAACAUGUUUGAGGGGAGUAGGAAAAGCCAACAAGAAUACUCUUUAGCUUCUUCCUUUGAGCUACUCGGAAAUACACAAUUUCAAAACAGAACACCAUUAUAUUUUUUUAUGUAUUCAUUACACGGAGGCUGGAACUCACAGGAGAGCUGUCUGUGGUUCCACAAACAUCAUUCUAUUUUUGGUAAGUGAUUGCGGUUGUGAUGACAGAGCAGGAGGUGAAGCAGCUCUCCAGGCAGUGACGGCUGCUUCAGGUACAGCUACCAUUAGAGAUUAUAUGGAACUUCUCUUAUCUCUGGAGAAGAUUGAGAAGAUAGUAAAAGAAUUAGGAGUUUACAAUUACAGGGAAAAAUAUGUAUGUGAAAAGCAAUAAAUAUUUUGUUCUCUUUGCUAUCAAGAUGUUCACACUCAGAUAUUUAUUAUACAGCAGCAAUUUAUAUUUUUAAUCAUUGCCCAUUAAUAGACGCAGUAAAAUAUUUUUGAAUCAAACAUUUGGGGUUUGUAUGUGCAUUUAAAUUGUCUUUUGUACUGUACGUUACUGUUUAAUUUGAAUAUUUUAUCAGAACUGUCUCCCUGUGCCUUUAUAAUAUAAAGUUGUUUCUGCAACUUUUAAUGAUCUUAAUAAAGAAUAC
Acomys russatus (golden spiny mouse) is the source of this 3774-nucleotide messenger RNA. It is a transcript of the gene Dipk2a, whose product is annotated as divergent protein kinase domain 2A. Gene Ontology annotation, biological process: regulation of phosphatidylinositol 3-kinase/protein kinase B signal transduction; cardiac muscle cell proliferation. The record is from RefSeq and is a predicted model, not a curated record. NCBI's taxonomy places the organism in Eukaryota, Metazoa, Chordata, Mammalia, Rodentia, Muridae. The transcript is spliced from 3 exons. Gene Ontology annotation, cellular component: COPI vesicle coat. Bases 45 to 1337 code for a protein of 430 amino acids.